AUGAAUAUGAAGAUGGCGGUCUUCUCCCGCACCUUGCUCUCCCUGAGCGCUAUUUUUGUUGAGAUAGCGUCCGCUUCCAGAUGUUCGCCAAGCUUGAUCGAGAAGCCAAAAUUGUCUGGUACUUCAAUCCUCGAUGUUCAAGCCCAGGAAGCCCUCAACUUUUCUGCCGUUAGCCUUGGACCAGGGACUAACGAAGGCGGCCGAUAUACAAUCAGCUUCUGCAAUGUUACCGUUACCCACACACAUCCUGGCUGGAAUGACACAAUUACUACUCAAGUAUGGCUCCCACUUGAGGGAUGGAAUGGAAGGUUUCAAGGCUUAGGUGGCGGAGGCUACGCUACAGGCUUUGGCGAAACUUACCUAACAUACGCUGUGUCGCGAGGAUUCGCAUCUGCCUCUACGAAUGGAGGCCUACCUGUGGCGAAUGGGAAAGAUACUAUACCUACAGACCUGUCAUGGGCUCUGAACAGCGAAAACAAUGUGAACUGGUUCUUCCUAGAGGAUUACGCAUCGAAGGCAACGAACGACAUGGCUGUGAUUGGACAGCAGAUCACCAAAUCCUACUACAAAAAACCCGCAAACUAUUCAUAUUUUGCCGGAUGCUCUGGUGGUGGAAGGCAGGGCCUCUUGAUGGCACAGAAGUACCCGGACGUUUUUGAUGGCAUUUUAGCCGUCGCUCCGGCCCUUGAUAUACAACGUUUCAUCCCUGCAGGCUUCUGGGCCUCACAAGUCAUGAACCAACUUGGAGUUUAUCCAUCGCCCUGUGAGGUCAAUGCUUUCACGGAAGCAGCCGUGAAGGCUUGCGAUCGACUAGAUGGGGUUGAAGACGGCAUCAUUAGCUCCCCAGAUCACUGUCACGUCAAGGCUGCCGACUUUGUUGGGAUGAGCUACACUUGCGACAGCAUUCGGAAAACCUUCAGUGCUUCCAGCGCGGAAGUUAUCCAAGCGGCUUGGUCCGGUUCUCGCUCUAUCUCAAAGCACGAUGGCUGGUACGGGGUCAACAAGGAUGCAGCGCUCGGCACUGCCUAUGUGCCUACCGCAUGCUCUGCGAAAAACGCAUGUUACUCUUUUGGAAGCGACUUGUUUGGCAACUGGCUCAAGUAUCUUGUUGCUAAGGACUCGACCUUUUCAACCAGCAAUAUGACUCAGGAGGAGUUCUUCAAAGGCCUACGCUCUUCAAACGUUGAUUAUUCAGGGAUGCUAGGAACGAAUGACCCUGAUCUCUCCAACUUCAAGGCAAAAGGUGGCAAAAUGAUCACUUGGCAGGGAAUGGCAGACGAAGCUAUUCCACCGCUUGGGACUAUUGCCUACUAUGAGGAAGUGCUGAAGAACGACCCAAAAGCUCAGGACUUCUAUCGCUUCUUCGAAGCACCUGGUGUUGGUCACUGUUACGGUGGACCCGGGCCUAUUCCGAACGGAGCAAUGUCCCAACUGGUUGAAUGGGUCGAGAACGGACAUGCCCCUGUUGUUCUGCAUGCCACCAAAGGUAGCAACAAUACAGCCAGAGACCUUUGCCCAUAUCCUCUUCGGCAAAAGUACGUUGGAGGAGAUUCUAGAAAUGCGACCUCUUUCACCUGCACCAAAUAA
Penicillium roqueforti is the source of this 1587-nucleotide messenger RNA. RefSeq lists its product as uncharacterized. NCBI's taxonomy places the organism in Eukaryota, Fungi, Ascomycota, Eurotiomycetes, Eurotiales, Aspergillaceae. The record is from RefSeq and is a predicted model, not a curated record. The coding region runs from base 1 to 1587 and encodes 528 amino acids. The transcript has a single exon.